AUGACAUUCACAAAUGAGCUGUUUGUAAUGGACGACUUCGUGAUGACAGAUUCGCCUGCAAUUUCACCGUCUCCGCACUUGCAAUCGCUGUCUGCUACUGAUAAUACAAGUUCAUAUAGUAUCAGUGGAACGAUUACUUUAGAUGAUAGCUUUGAUUUGGCAAGCAACCUGUUCCCUCUCAUCGACGAUCAGUUUCCAAAUAUAACUAUCAAUGACACUACGACAGUUGAGCAAUUCAAUAGUUUAUAUACAUCGCAAGAGGAGGGAGGCUUGUUGGUAGCAUCCUCAAUGGCGCCAGAAUUCGAGCAAGUUUUCUUUGAAAACGACUUCCAGCUACAGUCAAGUGCUGCCACUACACAAACUCAACCAAUACUAAUGAUAGACACCCCAGAACUGUCGUCAGUGUAUACCAGUAGCUACUCUCCGUCUAUUCAAUGGCCUAGUAACUUGGAUCAUGGCUAUACCAUUGGGUUGAAUACAUCGCUAUUUUUACAACUGCAUCAAGAGGAAUUUCUACCUUCGUCCUAUGAAGCUCAGCAGCAAGACAUGGUAUCACCUGUUUCCCAAUUUGAUUUGAUGUAUUCUCCUGCGAAUUCGUAUUCUAUCAUGGAGGAACAGAGCGUGUAUAGUGCUACACCUCCCAUUCAAUCACUAAAUAGUCCUGCCGGCGAUGGCGAUGGUCGUUUCUCUAACACUAUCGUAGCUAUGAAUAGCAGUCGAUCUGCCAGUACACAGGACAAAUCAAGAUAUGAUUGCCCUGAAUGCGAUCAAACAGUCGGUAGAUCUCAGGAUCUGAAAAGACAUCGCCAAUCUCGCCAUUCUGAUAUUAAGCACUAUCAUUGCGAUUGUUGCGAUAGAGCUUUUUCUAGAAAAGAUGCAUUGAAAAGGCAUGAAAAGUCUAAGAAUCGCAGCCGUCAAAAGCAAAGAUUCCAACAUCAGGGUCAAUCGAUCAGCAGGAAUCAGAAGGUUUCGCCUUGA
Messenger RNA from Mucor velutinosus, 978 nucleotides. RefSeq lists its product as uncharacterized. The transcript has a single exon. NCBI's taxonomy places the organism in Eukaryota, Fungi, Mucoromycota, Mucoromycetes, Mucorales, Mucoraceae. The record is from RefSeq and is a predicted model, not a curated record. Bases 1 to 978 code for a protein of 325 amino acids.